This is a messenger RNA of Telopea speciosissima, 1356 nucleotides long. Its product is annotated as ATP-dependent Clp protease proteolytic subunit-related protein 1, chloroplastic-like. Lineage: Eukaryota; Viridiplantae; Streptophyta; Magnoliopsida; Proteales; Proteaceae. Gene Ontology annotation, cellular component: endopeptidase Clp complex. The coding region runs from base 32 to 1198 and encodes 388 amino acids. The record is from RefSeq and is a predicted model, not a curated record. Gene Ontology annotation, molecular function: serine-type endopeptidase activity; ATPase binding; ATP-dependent peptidase activity. Gene Ontology annotation, biological process: protein quality control for misfolded or incompletely synthesized proteins. The transcript is spliced from 9 exons.
GAAGGUUCGUCUUACCUAGUGCGGAGAAAAUAUGGCGACGUCUCUAACCGCUUUAGUAGCAGCUCCUGCCUCAGUUUCUUCCGCCGGGAACGAUCCUCCUUCUGGUUCGGUAGUUGGCUUCCCCAAAACUUCAUUCCUUCCUGGCACCAAGCUCUUUUCUUUUCCCAAUUCGAGACGACAUGUUGUCCAGAGAUUUACGACUCCCUCUGCCUGCUCGUUUGAUCACAUACCUAAGAGGUUCAGAGAGGAGAAUCUCAAAGACGGAUUGAUGGACAAUUAUAAAAAUGCUCUGAAAUACCUUUAUGGCCUUGCUCCUUCACAAAUGGACAUGUUUAUGACAGAAGAUAACCCCAUUCGGGGACAGUCAGAAAAAAUCACUGAGGAAAGCAUUUCAUCUGCAAGAAAUUAUCUUGAUCAUGGAGGGAUGUGGAGUUCAUCAGGAAUGAAGGAUGGGGGUCCUUCAAGGUAUAGCAUGAGUGGAAGCAUGUAUCGUGGAGGAGCCAGAGGAUAUGGAAGGCCUAGAACAGCUCCUCCAGAUUUGCCUUCUUUACUUUUAGAUGCUCGGAUUUGCUAUCUUGGCAUGCCUAUAGUCCCAGCGGUAACUGAGCUUCUUGUUGCUCAGCUUAUGUGGUUGGAUUAUGACAGUCCAUCAAAGCCUAUAUAUUUAUAUAUAAAUUCACCUGGGACUCAGAAUGAGAAGAUGGAGACUGUCGGAUCGGAAACAGAGGCAUAUGCAAUUGCUGACACCAUGGCUUACUGCAAAUCCAAAGUCUACACUGUAAAUUGUGGCAUGGCAUAUGGUCAAGCAGCAAUGCUACUAUCACUUGGAGCCAAGGGUUAUCGGGCGCUACAGCCAAAUGCGUCUACAAAACUCUAUUUGCCAAAAGUCAAUAGAUCAAGUGGCGCGGUGAUUGAUAUGUGGAUCAAGGCAAAAGAACUAGAUGCAAACACCGACUACUACAUUGAGCUUCUAGCAAAAGGGAUUGGUAAGCCAAAGGAAGAAAUCGCAAAAGACAUCCGACGACCCAAAUAUUUCCAAACACAAGAAGCAAUUGCUUAUGGCAUUGCAGACAAGAUAAUUGACUCAAGGGAUAUUGCAUACGAGAAACGGAACUAUGAUGAGAUGCUGGCACAAUCAAAAGCCAUGAGGAGGGCAGCAGGUGUCGGGCCACAAGCAGCUCCCUCUGGGUUUAGGUAGAGAGUAGAAGAAAGCAGUAAUGUUCCAGACACAGAAAGGAAAAAGGUUGUACUCCAUUGUCCUAUAUCUGGUGUCAUGGAGGAGCAGGAUGUUCUCUGUGGCAGUGUGGAAAUGUAUUUGUAUUUUGUACUGCAAGCAACCAAUUUGGUGAAUGGAGA